Messenger RNA from Kluyveromyces lactis, 1356 nucleotides. RefSeq lists its product as uncharacterized. The coding region runs from base 1 to 1356 and encodes 451 amino acids. Gene Ontology annotation, cellular component: fungal-type vacuole membrane. Gene Ontology annotation, molecular function: transmembrane transporter activity. NCBI's taxonomy places the organism in Eukaryota, Fungi, Ascomycota, Saccharomycetes, Saccharomycetales, Saccharomycetaceae. Gene Ontology annotation, biological process: transmembrane transport. The transcript has a single exon. The record is from RefSeq and is a predicted model, not a curated record.
AUGCAAGUACGUAAGGUAUGGCGUGAGGCGCCACGAGAUGUCAAGCUCCUCUGGUGGGCUGUAUUCCUUAGGAUGUUAGCAUACGGUAUGACUAAUCAAAUCUUAACACUUUUCUUCAGUGAGAUCGGAAUUUCUGAUGAUGAAAUGGGUUGGUUCAUGUCUUUGACUUUAGUUGGUGAUGUUUGCAUAUCCUAUGUCUUGACAUGGUAUGCAGACUCGUGGGGAAGAAGGUUGGUUCUUACAUAUGGUUCUGCGAUGAUGGCUUUAUCAGGUAUAGUAUUUGCCACUUCAGAGAACAUUAAGGUGCUAUUAGCGUUUGCCAUCAUUGGUGUCAUUUCACCCUCUUCUGAUGAAGUGGGACCGUUUAAAUCAAUUGAAGAGUCUAUGAUAGCCCAUUUGACUCCGCAUAAUAAGAGGCCUGAGGUCUAUUCCAUGCAUUCUAUAUUGGGUACUUUGGGGAGUGCACUCGGAUUCUUAAUUUGUGGUAUAGUCACUGAUCUCUUAAUUACUUUCAAGGUAUUUCAAACGAAGAGAGCCUGUUAUAAGGCGAUAUUUGGUAUAUAUGCUGUUCUUGCUGCAGCUAAAGUGAUCAUAUCCAUAUCUUUAUCUUCAGAAUCAGAGAAAGAUGGUGAUUUCGAUACCGACCGUAUAAUUUCUGGUUCUUCCGCACAAGGUGACUCUGAUACAGUUCCAGAAGAAGAUACGGAGGUCGUUGCAGAAGAUACUCCUUUGAUUGUUAAGUCGAUUAAAAAGAAGCCAUUAUCCAAAAAAACUUUGUCAUUGGUGUUCAGAUUAUUAUUGAUCUUCAUGACUGAUUCUCUAGGAGCAGGUUUCAUGACAUCAUCCUGGAUGGUCUACUACUAUAAGAAAGUAUUUGAUAUGAGUAACACCUCAUUGGGAUUCUUAUUCUUUAGCAGCAAAUAUGUUAUGGCUGCAUCAGCUAUCCCAUCAGCCAUUGUUGCUAGGCUUUAUGGACCUGUACGUGCAACACUUCUUGUCCAGAUUCCAUCUGGAAUAUUCUCCAUAUUAAUUCCUUUCGCGGAAUCACAUUUAUCUUUGUCCAUCAUCUUGUUGUUACUUUUCUUCUUCACCAUGGCCAUGGACGUUACUCCAAGGCAAAUAAUUUUAACUAAUACGAUACCUAGUAAAGAUUUAACUAAAGUUAUGGGUAUGGUUAACAUUGGAAAAACAGUCGCUCGUUGUAUCGGUCCAGUUUUCACCGGUAAAUUGGCUAGUGAAGGUUAUCUUUGGGUGUGUUACGUAAUUAGUGGUUCCUUGGUGAUAUUGGCGGACAUGUUCCUAGCACUUCUAUUCUGUGAUAUUGACGAACAGAUUUUGGCAAAGACUAAUUCAUAA